GAAAAAAGUAAAGGAGCCGGACUUCGGACCGAUUGUUUCGAGCAUGAAUGAUACUCGGGUGAGCGGUCGAAUUGUGUGUCGCGUUGUGUGUCGCGCAAGCGUCAGCAGUACGGGCUGUUGGCUGCUGUGGCUGCUUUGGGGCUGAUUAGUUGAGGUUCCCGGCGCCCUACACGUUAGUACCCAUACCAGUACCAACGCGCCUAGCAGCUAUGGAAGUUUAGUGCCUCGGUACAGCGGCGCUGCGACGAACCGACGACCUCGUCCGUCUCGCUGUCACCUCCAACUUCACUCUCACUCACGCAACCCCCUCUCAUCUCACAACCUCAACAUCACGACCGAGACACGGCACUUUUUCUUUUUUUCUUUUUCCACACACGACCCGUAAUCACCACCACAGCCGGGCAUCAUGGCCGACAAUAGCAGCAGCAGCAAGCCCCUCUUCAGCAUCCCCAUCCCCGCGCUCGGCGCGCACCCCGGCGGCGCCAUCACGGCGACGCAGCCCUCGCCGAGCGUCUACCUCCUCACCUGGGUCUCGCCGCCCGACAACCGCCUCACGACGCCCUUUUUACGCGCCCUGCUCGCGGCCCUCGACGUCAUCGAGUUUGGCGGCUACGCGCCCGGCGUCGUCAUCACCACCAGCGGCAUCCCCAAGUUCUACUCCAACGGCCUCGACCUCGAGCACGCAUUCGCCACCGAGGGCUUCUGGACGCUCUUUUACGAUGUCUGGCGCCGCUUCCUGACCUUCCCCAUGCCCACCAUCGCCCUCCUCAACGGCCACACAUACGCCGGCGGCCUCAUGCUCUCCCUCGCGCACGACUACCGCCUCGCCCCCGCCCCCCGGGGCUUCCUGUGCCUCAACGAGCUCCUCUUCGGCGCGCCCCUCAAGCCCGCCAUGGCGGCCAUCGUCCGGCACAAGCUCACCCCGCAGGCCUACCGCACCGUCGCCCUCGAGGCCCGCCGCUUCAGCGGCCCGCAGGCCGUCGACAUAGGACUCGCCGACGCGGUCGUCGCCUCCGGCGGUGGUGAGGACGGCGUCGCCGAGGCGCUGGCGUUCAUCGCUGAGCGCGAGCUCCUCGAAAAGCCCAAGAGGGGCGUGUACGGCACCAUCAAGGCGGAAAUGUACAAGGGGCUCAUCGGUGAGAUUGCCGGCGCGGGGCUCGUCGCCGGGGAGAAGCGCUUCGACGAGGAUCAGAAGCGCGAGGCGGACAGGAGGGAGUUUGGCAAGGUGUGGUACGAGCAGUGGGCCAAGGACAACAAGGCCAAGCUAUAGUAAGGGAACGGGGGAGGAUGGAGGGGAGGGGAGGGCAGGGAAGAGACCAAGGCGGAACGUGGAGAGGGAUCAUGGCCGUCCCGGCCCGCUUCCCUCCCAUGACUUUCCGCUUUGCCGGUCCUGGUGGCGUUUUUUGUUGAACCUGCCCGCAUGCACACGACGCAUCAUGUAAUCCUAUCCUAUCCUAUUCCCUCAUGUAUUGGCCCCGCGAUAUAUAUCUAGACAGCUCUACCAUAGACAAGGAUGUGUCCCAACGGGUGGAUGGGUGGGUGGCCGACCCGCUGGCUGCUCCCCGGCGCUAAUCAUCGCUGGUCGAGGACCGUGACCGACGAUGCAUUCUCCGGGCGCGACAAGC
Messenger RNA from Purpureocillium takamizusanense, 1625 nucleotides. RefSeq lists its product as uncharacterized. The coding region runs from base 407 to 1270 and encodes 287 amino acids. Gene Ontology annotation, biological process: fatty acid beta-oxidation. The record is from RefSeq and is a predicted model, not a curated record. Gene Ontology annotation, cellular component: peroxisome. Gene Ontology annotation, molecular function: enoyl-CoA hydratase activity; delta(3)-delta(2)-enoyl-CoA isomerase activity. Lineage: Eukaryota; Fungi; Ascomycota; Sordariomycetes; Hypocreales; Ophiocordycipitaceae. The transcript has 2 exons.